AUGGGAAAUCGAAAACAGAAAUGGACUUCAGAGGAAGAAGAAGCACUAAGAGCAGGAAUAGCCAAACAUGGUACUGGCAAGUGGAAAAACAUCCAAAAAGACCCAGAAUUCAAUCCUUUCCUUUUUGCCCGCUCCAAUAUCGAUCUUAAGGAUAAAUGGCGGAAUAUGAGUGCCAGUGCCGGUGGCCAAUGCCAGAGGGAAAAAUCGCGGACACCAAAACCAAAAGCGAUUUGUGAUGAUCCUGCUACUGCUGCUUCUCCAAUUCCAGAUUCGAAUCUACAAACUUCUGCUUCUAUUGCUCCGAUUAAGGCAGAUCUUGCCGUUGAUGAAUCUUCAAAAAGCAUAAUACAUGGGAAAGGUGCCCCAAAGUAUAAUGCAAUGAUCUUUGAAGCAAUUUCAGCCUUGAAUAAGCAACCUGGAGCGGACACCAGUGCAAUUGUGAGCUACAUCGAGCAAAGGCAAGAGGUACCACAAAAUUUUAGAAAGCAAUUAAGUGCAAGGUUAAGAAGAUUGGUUGCACAGGAAAAACUUGAAAAGGUUCAGAAUUGUUAUAAAAUAAAGAACAGUUCCCCAUUAGGGACAAAAAUGCCUACCACUAAACAGAAAGAUGCCCAACCUAGGCCUCUACAGAACAAGGGUUGCAUAAAUUCCAGUGAUACCAUGGAAGAAGCUGCAGCAGCGGCUGCCUACAGGGUUGCUGAGGCAGAAAACAAAUCAUUUGUUGCAGCUGAAGCAGUUAAGGAAGCAGAAAGGGUUUCAAAGAUGGCUGAAGACACAGAUUCGCUACUACAAUUGGCCAAAGAGAUAUUUGAGAAAUGUUCACAAGGUGAGAUUGUGCUUAUUGCUUGAGAUACAUAUUUAUGCCUUAUCAAGUGAGAAGGAUGACCAUUUCAACUAAAAUGCGUGUAAAUAUUGUCAUGUUUCUUUCCACAUUUUUGUCAGAUGUGAUCGAGCUAAAGAAAAGGGCUGUUUUGUAGUAAUAAUUGUCAUGUAAUUUUUCAAAUAGGGAUGUGUGAUAGUUCUUUGUAGAUUAAACAAUUUGCAGAUCAAUAUCUUGUGAUGCCUUUAUGGUGGCUCUGUUUCUAAUUCAUUUUGCUUGCACUCA
Molecule: messenger RNA, 1105 nt
Organism: Hevea brasiliensis (rubber tree)
Lineage: Eukaryota; Viridiplantae; Streptophyta; Magnoliopsida; Malpighiales; Euphorbiaceae
Product: telomere repeat-binding factor 4
Exons: 6
Coding region: 1-849 (282 amino acids)
Biological process (GO): nucleosome assembly
Cellular component (GO): nucleosome
Molecular function (GO): double-stranded telomeric DNA binding
Source: RefSeq, a predicted model, not a curated record